Limanda limanda (common dab) is the source of this 853-nucleotide messenger RNA. RefSeq lists its product as uncharacterized. The transcript is spliced from 6 exons. The record is from RefSeq and is a predicted model, not a curated record. Lineage: Eukaryota; Metazoa; Chordata; Actinopteri; Pleuronectiformes; Pleuronectidae. Bases 56 to 853 code for a protein of 265 amino acids.
UGGAGCCUGAGAGCAGUCGUAUCAGACAACCUGCUUUGUUCAAGACGGCUGGAAUAUGGAACGAGAUUGUAAACUUGAACUUAUCGGACUGUUGCUUUUAUUUCUGGCCUUGUUGAUCUCGAUGAGUCUCAAUCUCAUUCUCUUCCUCAAACAAAGAGCCUCUUUGUGCAGAGAAAAAGAUGACUGCUGCUUCUCACAUAUUUAUGAAGGAGAAAGGCCGUCACAGGUCGAAGGUCGUUUCUUUCCUGAUCAGCAGGAAAAUCCCCACAUGCAACAGGAAAAUCCAAUCUAUGGAAACAUCACCACAGUGAGAACAGAGGUUUUCACCGAGAUGAUGACAAUGCCACCCACAGGAGGUCGUACGGAGAAUGACCUGAAUUACGCCUCAUUGGAUUUGAAGAUCGCAAAGCAACGCAAGAGGAAGUAUCAACAACAGCUAGAGCAGACCCGAAGCAGCCGUCAGGAUCAGCUGCCGGUUCACCUCCCACCCCCCAUGAAUAGUUUCUUGGAGUUGGACGGAGACAUGGAUGCUCACCUUCCUCCCAGAGACAACAGCACCAUGGUCUCACACGCCAGCAUCUACCUGAACAGCCAACAGAUCGCCCAAGAGACGGAGGAGAUGGCCAAAGAAAGUAGUAUGAACUGGGCAAGGGAGGAUAUGGGGUGGGGGGGAAAUACACUCGAGGAAUAUGGGGGAACGACGGACUGGAGAGGAGAGGAAGAGAGUGAAGAAAGACCAGAUAGAGAGCUGGGUGUUCGGAACGGGUCUGUGUGUGCACAUGCUGCUCAGAGAGAUUCAGAGGAUUUCACCAGCAGCAUCUGGCAAGAAAGUGACCGACAAUGUAUCAUAUAG